CAUAGUCCACAUGGCAAAGGCCACUCGCUCAGCUCAACUUCAGGAAGGUUGCUCUUACUCAUCACAACAGCAGAGCAAAGGGAGGCUAGAUGGCUAAUGUAAUUCCAGAGGUGACGUUUAAUGAAGGCGUUAAAGAAUUUUUAGGACAAAGUUUCUGCAAUGAAAAGGCUGUAUCUGCUGUUGGAGAAGAGAAGUGUCAGGAGAAAUUAUCAGACAUACUGAGGUCACUUAGUUAUCCUCCAUCUUAUACUGUGCUAAGAAUCAACACGCUACAUCACAGCAAGCAGGAUGUCUUCCAUCAACUUACUCAAGUCUUAGUUCAGCAAUAUAAAUCAAGAGAACGAUUGCCUCCAACUGUUGAUUAUCAUGCAUCCCUCGAUGAUACCUUGGUGAUAUCCAGUCCAACAGGUCACUCCAAAAGACAUGAAGUAUGCCCAGAGGCUAAUAAGGAAGUUAUAGUGGAUCGACAGUGUGGCUUAGCAGUGUUAAGAGGUGCUGAUGUUUAUGCACCAGGAAUCAUGGCAGCAACACAAGAUAUUAUUAAAGGAGACAAAGUUUCUGUCUUUGUGGAUAUUGACAGCCAAUGUAGGAAAGGAUUUAUCCACAGAUUCAAAGGAAAUAAAGCAUUUAUUGGUAAUGGAUGUGCAGCUAUGAGUAGAAAAGAUCUUUUUGUUGGCAACAGCUCUCCAAGGGGGAUGGGUGUUCACAUGACAGAGCCAAUUUUUGAUUGUCCAUCAUUGAAUGGAGUUCUUGUGGACAGGUUGUUCCUUCAAAAUCUACCAUCCAUUGUUGUCAGUCAUGUCCUGAAUCCUCAGCCAGGCAGAAGACUACUAGAUAUGUGUGCUGCUCCAGGUGGAAAGACCACUCACUUGGCUACACUCAUGAAGGAUCAAGGUGUUGUCAUUGCAUUGGAUAAAUCCCCGAGUAAGAUCAACAAAAUCAAGCAAAAUGCCAGGAGGAUGGGUCUGAACUGUAUACAAACUUUUGUGUAUGACUCUACCAAGGCAUGUUGUAUGCAAUCCUCAUGUAAUUCAGAUGCACCACCGUUUAGUCCUGAGUCCUUUGACUACAUACUUCUUGAUGCUCCAUGCAGUGGACUUGGUCAGCGACCUCAGAUAGCCAACCAACUUCAACUCAGUGAAGUCAAAUCUUACCCUGCUUAUCAGCGACAAUUUUUUUCAACGGCUGUCAAGUUGUUGCGUCCAGGAGGCUACCUUGUGUAUAGCACAUGCACUAUCACAUUAGGAGAAAAUGAAGAAAUAGUCAGUUGGGCUCUCAAAGAUUAUCCACAACUUCAGCUCUGUCAACAGGUUCCUCAUCUGGGUGGUAUAGGUUUACUAGGAACAAUGCUCCAACCUGACCAGUUGUGUAAACUGCAGCGUUUUCAUGGAGUUUCACCAAUGAUAUCAUGUGCAAAUGGACAUAGUGACAACGAUACAAUUGGCUUCUUCGUUGCUAAGUUUGUAAAACAAUUUCCAAGUUAAAAUUAAUAAAUUAAACAAGCCUUUCUUCGGAAGUUGAAGAUUUUUUUUCGUAGCUUUGUACUGCUCGAUCCAGAGAAGAUAAUAGGAAUGACAUCCCCCAUGGGUAAACAUCUACCACAUCCAUAAUUUUUUCCUAGAGUCACAUCAAGACCCAAUUUCAUAGCACUGCUUCGCGGCCAAUUUUGUGCUUACUAUGUGAUUUCCAUUUCAUAGCGCUGC
Messenger RNA from Asterias rubens (European starfish), 1703 nucleotides. RefSeq names its product tRNA (cytosine(72)-C(5))-methyltransferase NSUN6-like. Gene Ontology annotation, biological process: RNA methylation. The record is from RefSeq and is a predicted model, not a curated record. Gene Ontology annotation, molecular function: methyltransferase activity; RNA binding. The transcript is spliced from 9 exons. NCBI's taxonomy places the organism in Eukaryota, Metazoa, Echinodermata, Asteroidea, Forcipulatida, Asteriidae. Bases 90 to 1484 code for a protein of 464 amino acids.